Molecule: messenger RNA, 2050 nt
Organism: Chanos chanos (milkfish)
Lineage: Eukaryota; Metazoa; Chordata; Actinopteri; Gonorynchiformes; Chanidae
Gene: brap
Product: BRCA1 associated protein
Exons: 12
Coding region: 157-1935 (592 amino acids)
Biological process (GO): Ras protein signal transduction; protein ubiquitination
Cellular component (GO): cytoplasm
Molecular function (GO): nucleic acid binding; zinc ion binding; ubiquitin protein ligase activity
Source: RefSeq, a predicted model, not a curated record
UCCGAGUUAUAGGGAUGUGUUCGAUCCUAGAUUAGUUUAGCAUGCAGUCACGUCUUACCAUUCUGACUGCCUGGGCUUAUUUGUCGUCUAGCCCUUUGUUUAGAUUCUCCUGCUGAUUUUCUAAGAGAAAAAAAUUGCCAAUUUAUCUGUUAACACAUGAGUGUGUCACUUGUUGUGAUUCGUCUGGAGCUAGCAGACCAGUCUCACUUUCCACAAGAUUUUCAGUACUGUGCAGAUGAGGAUAUGUCGGAAGAAGAAUUUCGAGAGAAAGCCCUGGGCACUGCCAAAGUUUCCCUGAGUGGCAAGACAGAGUUGGAGAAGGCGGCAAUACUACACCAACAUAUUGGCAGCAGGGCCAUGGCAGAUAUGGUUAUCGAAUCCUUUGCUCCCAGCCCAGGAGACCCUGGGCAGGGAGAAGGAGAGGAGGCCGCUGAGACUCAGGAUGGACGGAGCAGUAGGAGCACUGAGGAGGCCUCAGAAGCGGGCACUGUUCCUGACUCCCCCUCCAAGCAGCUGCCGGAUCAGAUCUCUUUCUUCAGCGGGAAUCCAUCCGUAGAGAUUGUCCAUGGAAUCAUGCAUCUAUAUAAAACAAACAAGAUGACAUCUUUGACGGAGGAGGUGAGGCGUAGCGCCAUGCUGUGUAUCCUCACAGUGCCUGCCACCAUGACCAGUCACGACCUCAUGAAGUUUGUGGCGCCUUUUAACGACGUCAUGGAGCAUAUGAAGAUUAUCCGGGACUCCACACCCAACCAGUACAUGGUGCUGGUCAAGUUUAGUUCCCAGGCCGAGGCUGACAGUUUCUACACUGCAUGUAACGGCCGUCAGUUUAACUCCAUCGAAGAGGCGGUGUGUCAGCUAGUGUAUGUGGAAAGGGCAGAGGUCAUCAAAUCUGAAGAGGGGGCUAGUUUACCGGUGAUGGACCUCACGGAGCUGCCUAAGUGUACGGUGUGUCUGGAACGCAUGGAUGAAUCGGUGAAUGGGGUUCUAACCACUCUCUGCAACCACAGUUUCCACAGCCAGUGUCUCCAGCGUUGGGAGGACGCCUCGUGUCCUGUGUGUAGAUACUGCCAGACCCCUGAACCUGUGGAGGAGAACAAAUGUUUUGAGUGUGGUGUGCAAGAGAACUUGUGGAUCUGUCUGAUCUGCGGCCAUAUCGGCUGUGGGCGCUACGUUAGCCGUCACGCUUACAAGCACUUUGAGGAGACUCAGCAUACGUAUGCCAUGCAGCUAACCAACCACCGCGUCUGGGACUACGCUGGAGAUAACUACGUCCAUCGACUGGUGGCCAGUAAGACUGACGGGAAGAUGGUGCAGUACGAGUGUGAGGGCGACAGCUGUCAGGACGAGAAGAUUGAUGCUCUGCAGUUAGAGUACUCCUACUUACUGACAAGCCAACUGGAAUCACAACGGAUUUACUGGGAAAACAAGAUCGUUCAUUUAGAAAAAGAUACGGCUGAAGAGAUUAACAACAUGAAGGCCAAGUUCAAAGAGACAAUAGAGAAAUGUGACAAUUUAGAGCUCAAACUAAAUGAGUUAACCAAAGAGAAGCAAUCCAUGGAAAAGAAGUGCACGCAGCUCGGUAAUAAGCUGGCUAAGCUUGGGCAGGAGCUGAGGGAGGAGCAAGAGAUGAACCGCUGUCUGAGAGCCAAUCAGACGCAGCUGCAGGCCAAGCUGAUGGAGGAGGAGCGUCAGGCGCGGGAGGCGCUGGAGCGGAAGGACGGCCUGAUCGCCGAGCUGCAGGAGCAACUGCGGGACGUCAUGUUUUACCUGGAGACGCAGCAGCAGAUCAACCAGAUGCCCGCCGACGCCCGCCAGGAGAUCCAGGAGGGGCAGAUCAACAUCGCCUCCGCGCCCACCCCCCCCCAGGCCGGGCCCUCCGCCCUCGGCUCCGGAAAACUGGGCGGGAGGAAAGGACGUUCCAAGAGAGGGAAGUAAUGGAUACUAAAAACCAGGGCGGGGAGGUUCAAACCUGGAUAAGUAGGAGUAGGAGGGGGAGUAGGAGGGGGAGUAGGAGUUUAUUGCAGACUGAGAGUCUACACUAGCCUGCUGA